UUGGGAAGAUUCCACGAAAUACAAGAGAAAGUGUAUCUAGAAUUGCAAGAAAUUUUCAUAAACGAUAUGAAUAGGGAUAUUACUAUCGAUGACCUGACGAAAAUGACGUACUUAGAAUGCGUAAUUAAGGAGUCGAUGAGAAUCUAUCCUCCAACUCCUUUUAUUGGAAGAAAAAAUUCCUCGGAAAUGAAAAUAAGUAAUUACGUGUUGCCUGCAAAUUCCACUCUUUUCAUAAACAUCUAUGGCAUCCAUCAUAAUCCUUCUGUUUACGAAAAUCCCGAAGUGUUCGAUGCAGACCGUUUCCUGCCUGAAAACUAUAAAAAUCUUCAUCCUUAUGCAUUUCUGGCAUUUUCUGCCGGGCCACGAAAUUGUCUCGGUAAGUGAUUAGUGAAUAAUUACAAAAACAAAAAAAAAUAUUUUAUUAAAAUAAUUUAUUUACAGGAAGUAAACUUGCCAUGAUUGAAAUGAAAAUGGUUUUGGCAAA
Centruroides sculpturatus (bark scorpion) is the source of this 484-nucleotide messenger RNA. RefSeq names its product cytochrome P450 4C1-like. The coding region runs from base 67 to 384 and encodes 105 amino acids. The transcript is spliced from 3 exons. Gene Ontology annotation, molecular function: monooxygenase activity; heme binding; oxidoreductase activity, acting on paired donors, with incorporation or reduction of molecular oxygen. The record is from RefSeq and is a predicted model, not a curated record. Lineage: Eukaryota; Metazoa; Arthropoda; Arachnida; Scorpiones; Buthidae.